Funneliformis geosporum is the source of this 1560-nucleotide messenger RNA. NCBI's taxonomy places the organism in Eukaryota, Fungi, Glomeromycota, Glomeromycetes, Glomerales, Glomeraceae. The record is from the annotation of a GenBank genome assembly.
AUGAUAUCGUUGAUAGAAGAUUGUAUUUAUCAAGUUUUACAAUGGCUUAAGGAAGAUAGGGAAACAUUAUUUAAUUGUCUGUUCGUUAAUAGUUUUUUUUGUAAAAAUUUCGUACCCUUACUUUAUUCUAAUCCAUUUGGUCAAGAAUUAAAAUAUAUAAACGAAUAUUUUUUAAUCAGUACAUUUUUGAAAUGUCUUGAUGCGGAAGAAAAAAAUUACUUACGACAGGUUAACAUUAACUUAACAGAUGAAAAUGAAAUAACCCUUUUUGAAUAUGAAACAUAUUUGGAAAAGUUAUCAAUUAACGAUUUAACGGAUACAAUAAGAAUUUGGCUUAUGUUUCUAAUAAAUGAUGAUGAAGUUUUUGUUGGUGAUAAAACAUCAAGAUAUUCAAGACAAUUUGGAACUAGAAGUAUUGAUGAUAAAGAAACAAAGUUAAUGGUACAAGCAACACUUUUUCACAUGUUUACAAGAAAAAGUCGUAAAAUAAAAUCCUUGGAAAUAAAACCAAUCAUAUUCAACUCCAAAUUCCUAAAUAAAAGAUUCUUUAAUGAAAUUUCAAGAAAUUUAUCAACCUUAAAAGAUUUAAAACUUUGUUUGUUCACCGGAUAUUUUGAAAAGAUACGAGAACCUUCGUUGCUCGAAUUUUUAAAUACCAUAGCAAAAAAUUGUACUUACAUUACAGAGUUAGGGGUUAUCAUUGACGAAAAAUUUGAUAAUUGUAAAUUCCACUCUUAUAUUAUCAACAUCAUUAAUAAUCAAAAGAAACUCUUAAAAUUUACCUUAUCUGAACCGAGGUACAUUGGGUCAAAUAUAGUUUUAAAUAUAGUUUUAUCAUUGGAAUCACAAAGAGAUUCUUUAAAGUCAAUUCAGUUAGAUUUCGUUCAUUUAUGUCAUGAUCAUAUCUCAGUUUUGGCAAAUUGCUCGAAUUUAAAAAAUUUAAGGCUUUAUUACUGUGGCGGCAUGACCUUGGAUCAUUGUAACUUAAUUUUGGAUAAAUCUGUUUGUAAAGUAGAAAAGUUAACCAUGACGAGAAAUAGAUGGUCAAAAGAUAUCACAGCUUCUAUUAUUAGUACCCUUGGAAGGUCUUUGAAGAGAUUAUCAUUUGAUCAAAUAUCAUCCGAAACUUUGGAAUCUAUAAUUUCUUAUUGUCCAAAUUUGAAAGUCUUGGAAGUUCAAUUCGGGAAGUUCGAUUAUCUCUUAUUAAAAAGAAUGAAUAUUGAUCAUCUUAUUAUUCAUCCAAUUUUUGAUUUGUCUUUAGAUUUUAAAGAACUUUUACAAGAUUUAGGUAGUAGUUUACCUAUUACCAUUAAACACUUUACUUUUAUCACUCAUAAUUCUUUAUCUUCGGAUAAUUUGAAAACCUUCUUAUCUAAUAUUAAUUCUUGUUUGAAGAGAAGUUUAAAAUUUUUGGGCAUCAAGAAACUUAUUCCAUUAGAAAGCACCAUGUACUUUCUGGAUGAUGAAUUAAUUAAUAAUAUUAGAAAUCUUGGCGUAAAAAUCUUUUUUCUUGAAAAAAAUUACGAAUCUGAUGAUGAAUUUUAUAAUUUGGUGGCCUAG